Knipowitschia caucasica is the source of this 1662-nucleotide messenger RNA. The record is from the annotation of a GenBank genome assembly. Lineage: Eukaryota; Metazoa; Chordata; Actinopteri; Gobiiformes; Gobiidae.
AUGGGAGGAGGACACUGGGAGAAAGACACUGAGGACACUGGGAGAAAGACACUGGGAGGAGACCAGCAAGAGGCGGUCACUGAAGAACACUGGGAGGAGAACCCUGGGAGGAGGCCAGAGGGAGGCGGAUACUGGGAGGAGAACCCUGGGAGGAGGCCAGAGGGAGGUGGACACUGGGAGGAGAACCCUGGGAGGAGGCCAGAGGGAGGUGGACACUGGGAGGAGAACCCUGGGAGGAGGCCAGAGGGAGGCGGACACUGGGAGGAGGCCAGAAGGAGACAGAACAGUCAGCGCUGCUUUGUGCCCGAGGACCACCAUUCUUCAGGUCUGACACACCACAGAGAAACCACAGAGUCCCACAGAGCCCCACAGAGCCCCACAGAGAACCACAGAGAACCACAGAGCCCCACAGAGCACCACAGAGAACCACAGAGCCCCACAGAGCACCACAGAGAGCCACAGAGAACCACAGAGCCCCACAGAGCACCACAGAGAGCCACAGAGAGCCACAGAGAACCACAGAGAACCACAGAGCCCCACAGAGCACCACAGAGAGCCACAGAGAACCACAGAGAACCACAGAGCCCCACAGAGCACCACAGAGAGCCACAGAGAGCCACAGAGAACCACAGAGCCCCACAGAGCACCACAGAGAGCCACAGAGAACCACAGAGCACCACAGAGAGCCACAGAGAGCCACAGAGAACCACAGAGAAACCACAGAGCACCAAAGAGAACCACAGAGCACCACAGAGCACCACAGACCACCACAGAGCACCAGAGAGCACCACAGAGAACCACAGAGCACCACAGAGCACCAUAGAGAACCACAGAGCACCACAGAGAACCACAGAGCACCACAGAGCACCACAGAGAACCACAGAGCGCCACAGAGAACCACAGAGAACCACAGAGCACCACAGAGAAUCACAGAGCACCACAGAGACCCACAGAGCGCCACAGAGAACCACAGAGAACCACAGAGCCCCACAGAGCACCACAGAGAGCCACAGAGAACCACAGAGCCCCACAGAGCACCACAGAGAGCCACAGAGAGCCACAGAGAACCACAGAGCCCCACAGAGCACCACAGAGAGCCACAGAGAACCACAGAGCCCCAGAGAGCACCACAGAGAGCCACAGAGAGCCACAGAGAAACCACAGAGCACCACAGAGCACCACAGACCACCACAGAGCACCAGAGAGCACCACAGAGAACCACAGAGCACCACAGAGAACCACAGAGCACCACAGAGCACCACAGAGAACCACAGAGCACCACAGAGAACCACAGAGCACCACAGAGCACCACAGAGAACCACAGAGCGCCACAGAGAACCACAGAGAACCACAGAGCACCACAGAGAAUCACAGAGCACCACAGAGCGCCACAGAGAACCACAGAGAACCACAGAGCACCACAGAGAACCACAGAGCACCCCAGAGAAGCAGAGAAUGGCCUGUCGUGUCACUGUGGCCUUGUUACAAAACGCUUUUCCCGCCUUCAUCACCGCAGACUGUCACCGCAGGAAGUGUGUCGAUCCUGGACCCCUGGGGGACCUCUGGGGGGCCGAUGGGGGGCCCCUGGGGGACACCUGGGGCUGCGGCGUUAUCAAAGACAAAGCUAUUGUCAAAAAGACGUUAGCGUACGGAUUUGAAUAG